AUGUACACAAACAAGAGCUUCUAGUAGUUGAUGUCCUUCGUUGGAAAGAGACAAUUCUCUCUCUACAAUUACCGCGACACUGCUAACCCAAGAGUAUUCUUUACUGUGUCCAAGAACGGACAGCCUCUCGGUGACUUGGUGUUCGAGCUCUACAGAAACCACACUCCCCAGCACGCUGAAAACGUUCUAUCUUUCGCAACUGGAGACAAUAAAUGGAAGGCCUCAUACUCUGGAUCUCUUCUCAAUAAAGGUUUCCCAGGCAUCGUCCUCCAAGGUGGUCGCAUUACUGACUGCAACGCAAGUGUAAAUGGAGGCAGACUUCCAGACGAGGGGCUUCAUUACAUGAGACAUCACAAGAGAGGCCAACUUUCUAUGGUUAACGAUGGCGAGAACGCUAAUGGUCAUGAAUUCAUGAUUACUCUUGGUAAAGUAGAUUUUCUCGAUGGAUACCACACAGUCGUUGGAGAAUUAGUUGAAGGUGAGGAAGUCCUAAACGCAGCUGAGUCAAGUCUCUCCAGACUCGGUCACACCGUUGAUGAAAUCAAAAUUGAACACAGUGGCACCAGAUGA
Messenger RNA from Stylonychia lemnae, 570 nucleotides. NCBI's taxonomy places the organism in Eukaryota, Ciliophora, Spirotrichea, Sporadotrichida, Oxytrichidae. The record is from the annotation of a GenBank genome assembly.